CUCAACCCAGCCCAACCCAGCCCAUCGAAAAAUUAUCAAAUCUCGUCCAUUUUAAUUCCAGACUCGUUGGUAAGCACUUGUCUAAUAGUUCUCUCACUAAUAAAAGUAAAUUUUUAUAUAAUUAAAUUCAUUUUGAAAUAAAAUCAAAUUACAUAAAAUAUUGGUGCAUUAUGAUUAAAUAAUAAAUAUUAAAAUCAUAUUGAUUAAUUUAAUAUAAAAAAUGUCUGAAGACGAAAAAAUAAAAUCAUUGCCUGGCCACGAGGCCAAGCAUCUAACGCCAUUAGAACAUGAAAAAAUGCUUGCUCAAAAUUCACGUUUAGUAUCAGAAUAUCAAGCAAAUAAAUUAGAACAAGAAGCACAAAAAAAUUGGGAUUUAUUUUAUAAAAGAAAUGAUACAAGAUUUUUUAAAGAUCGUCAUUGGACGACACGUGAAUUUCAUGAGUUAAUUGAUGAUGAAAAUUGUGAAGAAGGUAAAUCAAUACUUGAAGUUGGUUGUGGCGUUGGAAAUUUAAUUUAUCCCCUAAUUGAGGAUGGAUUAAAAUUUAAGAAAAUAUUUGCUUGUGAUUUAUCACCAAGGGCUGUUGAUUUUGUCAAGAGUCACAAAUUAUUUAAUCCUGACAAAAUUGAGGCAUUUGUAACUGAUAUUACAAAUGAAAAUUGUUUUUCUAAUAUCAAUGGUGGUGUCGACACAGCAACUUUGAUAUUUGUUUUAUCAGCAAUUCAUCCAGAUAAAUUUGAGAGAGUUGCCAAGAAUUUAUACCACGUGCUCAAUCAAGAAGGAGUUGUUCUUUUUCGUGACUAUGGUCUUUACGACAUGGCACAAAUAAGAUUCAAGCCUGGUAGUAAAAUUGCUGAUAAUUUCUACACAAGACAAGAUGGUACACGAAGUUACUAUUUUUCAACUGAUGAAGUUGAUCGUAUUUUCAUGAAUGCUGGUUUUCAAAAGCUAUCAUGUUCGUAUGUUCAAAGACGUACUGUAAAUCCAAAAGAACAAAUUGAUGUACCACGAAUAUUUGUUCAAGCCAAAUAUAAAAAAACUUGAAAAGCUACCACGUGGACAAGAAAUAAAAAAUUAAAAUGAAUUAAACAAUGGCAACAAUAUUUGGCUCAUUUAAAAAGGAACAUAAUUAUGAUCAAAGAAACACGAUUUUGUAGCUCUGUGAAAUGAAAGAUAAUUAUGAAAUUUGUGGAAAAAACACCCAGAAGCAUUGGCCAAUUAUCACCAGCUCCAUCCCAUGAGGUAAUAUUCAUUUUUAAAUUUAAAUUUUUAUCAGUCUUUUUUUU
This is a messenger RNA of Aphidius gifuensis, 1284 nucleotides long. Its product is annotated as tRNA N(3)-methylcytidine methyltransferase METTL6. Lineage: Eukaryota; Metazoa; Arthropoda; Insecta; Hymenoptera; Braconidae. The record is from RefSeq and is a predicted model, not a curated record. The transcript is spliced from 6 exons. The coding region runs from base 221 to 1042 and encodes 273 amino acids.